UUGCUUUCCAAGCUCCAAUGCAGCUGAAAUCUGACGCCUGGACUGCACACACUGUGAGACGUGGGCAUGCCCUUGCAGUGCACUGAUUUCCUCUGCAGCUUGGAGAGCCAGAGCCACGCUGAGGCUCAGGAGAGGAGUCACUCAUCAGGCAGUGAGUGCCACAUCACUGUGCUGCCUGUGCAAGGGCUCCAGCAUGGUCCUGAGGCUCCUGCUCCUCCUCGGUGGGCUGCUUAGGGCCACCAAGCCAGCGCCCCGCUGUGAAACCGGCCAGGAGACCCUAGGUCAAUGCCAAACUGUACAGAAAGCAAAAUGUGUGGAUAUCGCCCUGAGUUCUUGUACUGAUGUUGCCUACACUCAAAUGGUGUAUCCUAACUUUCUGGAUCAGAAGUCUCGAGAAGUGAUUGAGUACAGCUCUGAGUACCUGCUCAUCAGCGUGCUGCACAACUUGCUCCAGGGGGAAUGCAACCCCGACCUGAGGCUCCUGGGCUGCUCAGUGCUGGCCCCGCAGUGUGAGAAGGACAAAGUCAUAAAGCCCUGCAGGCACGUCUGUGAAAACCUCAAAAAAAAUUGCCUCCCUGCCUUUGAUGCAAUAGACAUGGCCUGGCCCUACUUCUUAGACUGUGACCGCUUCUUUGCUGGGGAGGAGGAGGGCUGCUUUGACCCGCUGGCAAAGCUGCGAGGAGAAAUAGAUGCUGAGGAAGAUUUGCCUUCAGACUUGCCAGCAACUUUUAUUCAGUUCAAACACCAUUCAUAUUCCCAAAUGGUGAGCACACUGAAGAAGACCGCUUCUAAGUGCUCCCACAUUGCAACAACUUACAGCAUAGGGCGCAGUUUUGAAGGGAAGGAUCUUUUUGUGAUUGAGUUUUCAACCAAGCCUGGACACCAUGAGCUGCUCAAGCCAGAAUUUAAGUACAUUGGCAACAUGCACGGCAAUGAAGUUGUGGGGAAGGAACUGCUGAUAUACCUCGCACAGUAUCUGUGUUCAGAAUAUCUUCUUGGGAACCCUCGCAUCCAGACCUUGAUUAACAGCACCAGAAUUCAUCUCCUGCCUUCACUCAACCCUGAUGGCUAUGAACUGGCUGCAGAAGAGGGAGCUGGUUACAAUGGAUGGGUCAUCGGACGACAGACAGCUCAGAACCUGGACCUGAACAGAAAUUUCCCAGAUUUGACAUCUGAGGCUUACAGAAGAGCUGGGAUUCGUGGGGCCCGUCUGGACCACAUCCCCAUUCCACAGUCCUACUGGUGGGGUAAGGUGGCCCCUGAGACAAAAGCAGUCAUGAAGUGGUUGAGGUCUAUCCCAUUUGUGCUCUCUGCCAGCCUCCAUGGGGGAGAGCUGGUUGUGACCUAUCCUUAUGACUAUUCAAGGCAUCCUGUGGAAGAAAAAAUGUUCUCCCCCACACCUGAUGAGAAGGUGUUCAAAAUGCUGGCUAAAGCCUAUGCAGAUGCACAUCCCGUCAUCUCAGACCGGUCUGAACUUCGCUGUGGUGGGAAUUUUGUAAAUCGUGGAGGUAUUAUAAAUGGUGCUGAGUGGUACAGCUUCACUGGAGGUAUGGCAGACUUUAAUUACCUUCACACAAAUUGCUUUGAAGUUACCGUGGAGGUAGGAUGUGAAAAGUUUCCUUUGGAGGAAGAACUGUUUACAAUCUGGCAUGAAAACAAAGGUGCCCUUCUGAAUUACAUGGAAAUGGUUCAUCGGGGAAUAAAAGGAAUUGUGUCCGAUAAGUUUGGCAACCCCAUAAAAAAUGCUCGUAUUUCAGUCAGGGGCAUUCAGCAUGAUGUCACCACAGCUGCCGACGGCGACUACUGGCGGCUCCUGCCCGCGGGGACGUACAUCGUCAGCGCCCAGGCGCCGGGCUACAGCCGGGUGAUGAAGAGGGUCACCAUCCCUGCCAGGAUGAAGCAGGCCGGCCGGGUGGAUUUCGUGCUGCGGCCUGCCGAGGCCUGGCCCAGCAAGCUCCUCCGCCGCUCCAUGGAGGACGCGUACGACCCUUACGACCCACUGGAACUUUUUGACCCUCACGCCCAGCACGGGCGGCCAGAGGCUCGAGGAGGGUCCUCACCGGGCAGGGAGAAGCCCUGGUGGUGGUCGUACUUCAGCUCUCUGGACCUGCACAAACCUCUGUGGCUGCUCAAGCAGCGUUGACGGGCAACGCCACGCUCUGCUCAUCUCACUCCGGUGCCCUUCCACUCCUCUCCAGACACCCUCACUGCUCCUGGCAGUAUUUAAAUGUUUCAUUUGAAAAUAUGAUAUUAAUUCAAGCACGCUCGCUUCUUUUGUUUUCUCUUCACACACAACUGAGUAUAUUCAAGUAGGUUUUUAAGUAUUAAAAACGACGGUGCACAUCCAUUCAAAGGCCAGAUUUUAUGCAGGUUUUUUCCUUGGUAAUGCUCUGUACUUCUGCCCAUGUAGUUAAUCAUCACAUUCAUUAUUUAUUAGGUUCUAAGUACCUGCAGGAAAAUAUUCCCAAUCCUUUAAUGCAUUUUUGUACACGUUUUAAUACAUUAAUGAUAACAUACUAAAAACAACAUUCAGAAACACUCAGAAAAUGCUUUUAUUUUCCGCUUUUACUUUAGCUUAUUAAGUUCAUUAGCUCUUCUAAUAACGGCUCAAAAUGUAGGGUUUUUUGGUUUUUUGUAAUUUUAAAUGUUUUCAUAAAUUUAAAAAUAGGCUUUUAAUGUAUUUAGCAAAAUACCAGAAAAUGCCUUUACUGCUGGAAAUACACACAUCUUAUAAAUGUGUGUAGACAUAGAAAAAUACAUGAGAUAACUCAUGAGGAAUUUAGGUUAAAGUGUGACAUAUUACACUAAAAUUUUUAAUAUCAUGCACAGUUCUGAGCCUGUGUACACGUUAAUGAAACUUGUAGAUGUCAAAGAAAUCAAACUUCUUUUCAAGAUAGUCAAGUAAAUCUCAGUGAAUAGUGGUGUUGCAAGAUGCUGUCCUUUCUGAAAUAUCAGAUGCAAUGUAUUUUUAAGGUGAUAUAUAUAUAAAAAAAAGUCCUUGAUUUUGAUGAAACACAUAGGCCCACACUUCAUUUUAGCCUGAACUGUUAAUGAACUCCCUACACAGACUGUACUUCCCCUCUGAAGGCCACAGUGCGUAAAUAGUGUGAUUGUUUGGAGCUGAUACACUUUCUGCAGGAGCUGCUGGAUUAGCUGUGUGGAUUGCCCUAUAAAUUCUAAAAACUUUUUUGGCCAUCUUAGGUAAAGCAGCCCCAUGUGCAUGACCCCCACAGUCCACAUGCACAUAUCCCAUACUAAAGCUUCCUAGGAAGACCCAAGACAUGAAUUCUGCAACCAGAUGCUGCACAUGGCUAAGUACUUUAUUCCCAGUUGUAAUCUGAUUGAAGUUAGGAGUCUGUUAUUCGUGUGCUUGGAUGUCUGCAGGACUGGAGACUAUAUUAAAAUGAAAGAACAUUAUUUCAGAGCAUUAACAAAAAGUAAUUAUAUGGGAGCGAAUGUACUGCAUGCACAUGGAUAAGUGUUCCUAGCCCAGGCUUGCCAAGUUAAAGGAACUCUGAACCCUAAAUAUGCCAAAGAAAAUUGAGCAGGAGAUACACCUCCAGACUUUAUUU
Molecule: messenger RNA, 3572 nt
Organism: Parus major (Great Tit)
Lineage: Eukaryota; Metazoa; Chordata; Aves; Passeriformes; Paridae
Gene: CPZ
Product: carboxypeptidase Z
Exons: 11
Coding region: 194-2143 (649 amino acids)
Biological process (GO): proteolysis
Molecular function (GO): zinc ion binding; protein binding; metallocarboxypeptidase activity
Source: RefSeq, a predicted model, not a curated record